Loa loa (African eye worm) is the source of this 993-nucleotide messenger RNA. RefSeq names its product 60S ribosomal protein L7. Gene Ontology annotation, cellular component: cytosolic large ribosomal subunit. Gene Ontology annotation, biological process: maturation of LSU-rRNA from tricistronic rRNA transcript (SSU-rRNA, 5.8S rRNA, LSU-rRNA). The record is from RefSeq and is a predicted model, not a curated record. The coding region runs from base 121 to 873 and encodes 250 amino acids. Lineage: Eukaryota; Metazoa; Nematoda; Chromadorea; Rhabditida; Onchocercidae. Gene Ontology annotation, molecular function: structural constituent of ribosome; RNA binding. The transcript is spliced from 4 exons.
UUUAGGAGGUGGCAUUCGAUCUGUCGCGAGAUGUAUUUCGGAUAGCAUUUUGGGUGAACUCGUUGGAGAGAUAGGGUUGUAUUGUUCUCUUAUGUUGAUUUUAAUUGAUUUCAGGAUAAUAUGAAAAGGACUUUGGCAACGACAGGGGAAAAAGAGCUCCCCACAGUGCCGGAGACGGUGUUAAAACGAAGGAAACGACGUGCAGAGCAGAGAGCUAAAGCUAAUGUCAGAAAGGCCAAGCUUGCUUUGAAGGCGAGAAAAAAGAGGCUUGCGAUUUUCAAGCGCGCUGAAAAAUACGUGAAGGAACAUAGACAACGUGUACGACAAGAAAUUCAGUUAAAGCGUGAAGCCAGAAAAGUGGGCAAUUUCUAUGUCCCUGAUGAAGCACGUCUUGCUUUCGUGAUCCGAAUCCGUGGUAUCAACCAAAUGCACCCACGGCCGCGCAAGGUUCUGCAACUCUUUCGUUUACGACAAAUAAACAAUGGCGUUUUUGUUAAAUUAAACAAAGCUACACUCCAAAUGUUGCGUAUUGUGGAGCCAUACGUUGCGUGGGGAUAUCCGAGCAUGAAAACGGUCCAUGAUCUAAUCUACAAGCGUGGUUACGCGAAGAUUAAUGGCCGACGCAUACCAAUCACGAACAAUUCUAUUGUUGAAAGUGCGCUUGGGAAAUGUGACAUAAUUUGUAUGGAAGAUCUUGUGCAUCAAAUCUUCAAUGUGGGUCCCUAUUUCAAGCGUGCUACGAACUUCUUAUGGCCUUUCAAACUGAAUAACCCGUCAGGUGGUUGGACGAAAAAAACAAAUCAUUUCGUUGAGGGUGGUGACUUCGGUAAUCGUGAAGAUCAGAUAAAUGCCUUGUUAAAGAAGAUGAUUUGAUUGGUUUUUGUGAAGAAUGAUUUUUUUUGUUCUGAUAAAGGUAACGUUAUUUGCAGACUCUUUAACAAUUUGAUUACAUCAGCUCUGAGAAUUUGGAGAGUAAUGAAUGAUAUGAUAUUC